AGUGACGUUUUUUGCUGCUGUUGCGGUUCACAAAAUUGUUUUCGUUCCACGACGUCUUCAAUGUCGCAAACCAUUACAUUUAUCUAUUUACCACUGAAAUAAAGGCGUGGAAAAUACAAUUCAGGUGGCGCUAAGCUCUCUGCCAUGUCUUUGGAGAAGACCUCCGACCUGGCCAAUGAGAACACAUGCUUGCCAUCCUCGCUGACCCUUGACCUCCGCUCCCCUCAGUUUGAUUCUGACCUGAGCAAGAAGGCCAAAGGCACCACCACCUCCUCCACCAAGAAGCGCCACAACUAUGCCACAUCCACACCUUUGGACCUGCUGAAUGGCACCAUGGGUAGCAAUUGCAUCGAUGAGGAAGAGUCCAGUCAACAGAGAGAGGAGGAGAGGGUCCGGAACCAGGAGAACGAGCAAGGACAGCACUGCACCGGGAACAAUGCCAAGUGGCUCAAGGAGGGUCAGAAUCAACUUCGCAAAGUGGCAGAGAGGCAGCAGGACCAGAAUAUAAAUUCUGACCAGGAUUUGAAUCACAACGAGAGCCCAGAUGGAAACCCCAACCAUAACUCUUUAGUGAUGGACCAGCAGGAGGAAGACAGUGAACAGAACCCUUCUUCUAAGACCCUGAGGUCCCUCUGCUCUGACCUGAAUGAGCCUCUGCUGAUCGACACCUCAGAGACCCCUCAUGGGAAGGAGGAAGAAGAGAAAGAGGACGGGGAUGAGGAAGAGUCUCUACUACUUCCAACAAGUGGAGAGAAGGACACGGACUCGUCUGAGGCGCAGAGUAGCAGUGAGUCUCAGACAUAUGACAGUGGAGAAGUGAAGAACACAUGCCUGCUGUUUCAGGGCAGAAACGCAGCACCCAGUGAUGAGGACUCCAGUUGCAUGUCACUGUCUCAGGGCAGCACAGCCAACAGCACGCCAGACAGUGACCCAGAGUCUUACUGGGACCGCAGUGCAUUUGAGACGGACACAGACCUGCCUGCAGGGUGGAUGCGGGUCAGAGACGAGUCGGGUACCUACUACUGGCACAUCCCCACAGGCACCACCCAGUGGGAGCCCCCCUCUCCCCUAGAGGAGGGAGAAGCCCCAGAAAGACCCUCCAGUACCUCCCCUGCCAUCACUCCCAACGCGGAGCCAACGUUGAUGUGGAAUAGUCUCACCCAGUCCCGCCCCAACAGGUUUAAUGACGAGGAGUUCUGGAAGGAGGAAGAUGCCAUGGCUGAUCAGACCCUGAAGGAUUUUGAAGGAGCCACAUUGCGUUAUGCCUCUAUCAACCUCAACUGCUCACAAUCUGAAGAAAAGGAAAAGAUGAACUCGCUCAUCAAUGACCCGGAGGCUAAGGUUUUUGCAGUCCGGUCUCUGGGCUGGGUGGAGAUAUCAGAGGAGGAGAUGGCUCCAGGGAAGAGCAGUGUGGCUGUCAACAACUGCAUCAGACAGCUCUCCUACCACAAACACAACCUGCACGACACGGCUGGGAUCUGGGGAGAGGGAAAAGACAUGCUCCUUGUUCUGGAGAAUGAGAUCUUGAACCUGAUAGAUCCGUUGGGCCAGACUCUGCUGCACACCCAGCCUAUCGUCAGCAUCCGAGUGUGGGGAGUGGGCCGGGACAACGGCAGGGACUUUGCCUACGUGGCGAGAGACAAACUGACUCAUGUUCUGAAGUGCCAUGUGUUCAGGUGUGACACACCUGCUAAGAACAUUGCCACGAGCAUGCAUGACAUCUGCUCUAAGAUAAUGGCCCAAAGGAAGUCAUCCAAAUCCUCUCUGAACAGACUCAACACAGACCCCUCUAAACUGGCAGACAUUCCUUUCCAGGAAUUCCCUGCACCAAAGAAUGAGCUAGUCCAGCGCUUCCAGGUAUGUUACCUGGGGAACGUGCCUGUGGCCAAACCCGUAGGUAAGGAACGCUUUGGUAUGGACCUAGUUAACGUUGCCCUCGACACAGCAAUGAAUUCCAAAGACAAGGAAGAGUGGACGUCAGUUACUGUGAACGUGGCCUCAGCCACACUUACCAUAAUCGCUGCUGAGACAGAGGAGGUUCUGUCAGAGUGCCGGGUGCGGUUCCUGUCCUUCAUGGGCGUGGGGAAGGACGUCCACACCUUUGCCUUCAUCAUGGCCGAGGGCCCCGGGGACUUCAUCUGCCACAUGUUCUGGUGUGAGCCCAACGCAGCCAGCCUCAGUGAGGCCGUGCAGGCCGCCUGCAUGCUGCGCUACCAGAAGUGUCUGGACGCCAGGCCGCCCAGUACCAGCGCCUGCCUGCCAGGCCCGCCGGCUGACUCCGUGGCACGCCGUGUGGGCUCAAGUGUCAAGAAGGGAGUUCAGAGCCUGCUGGGCAGCUUCAAGAGGUCUGGCUCCCAGACGCCCUGAGAGGUGCCAACUAACCCACUACACACCACUCUACCCCCAGGCCAAGCCCACCAUGAUAGCCAUGGCUCUCCUCACUCCUCCACUGCCUCUCUAUCGCCCCCAUUCUGAGGUGUUAUGGUAGAACCUGCUUCCCUUCUCAUGGGCACUGUGGGUUGGGGUACCAGUAAACCUAGCGCUGCCCACAGCUCCUCCAUGUGUUACACUUCCUUCACUUCACCUUUGGUUGGACAAGUAGGCCAUCUUUUUCUUCAGUUUGUUUAAUCUGUGAAUUAUUAAAGGUCCAAUGCAGAAGUUAUCUCUAUCAAAUAAUUUCCGGGUAAGAAGUACCUUACUGUGAUAUGUUUUCAGGUAAAAUGGUCAAAAAUAAACAAAAAUAGCUUCUUAGCAAAGAGCAGUUUCUCAAGAAUUUAGCUAGGACUGUCAGGGAGUGGUCUGAGGGUGGGAACCGAAAAUUAUAUUUUAUUGGAAGAGAUGUUUGGAACUCUUUCUAAUUGGUCUGUUAAGAGGAAACUGCUGGACUCUUGGACAGUGGUUUGAAUGACAGCAAGAGUUGAUUAAACUUGGUCUAGUUUACAAAGUACCAACACUAAUUAUGCUUAGGAAAACAGUUCCGUUCUGUAACAUUGUCUCUGCUAUUUGUUUUGCAGAACAAAUAUAGUAUAUUAUUUGUGAAAAUAGAAAUGGAAGAUGUGCAAUUGAGUUGUGAAUGUGGUUGAGCUCAUGCCAUGUGCUUGUGGAACUAUCAUGUUGGUUUUCAUUUCAAAAUGGAUAUAGACUAGAAACAGUGGCAUGAGAAGUCAACAUAAAAUGCAGCAUGGUGAAUGAGUGUUGAGCUGGAAGCACUAAAACAUGCUAGCUAGCUAAUAUAAUAUUUGGCAAAUAAAUAUUUUGGAUAUAUAUAGUUUGUAUAGUACAUUUGUUGUAAUGCCGUUUUGUUUUAAGUUCCCUCUUCCUUCUGGCGGAGCUGGAAAACCAGCAACAUUUUUAUUUGUAUGUGUAUUGCAAAUUGCAGUAAAAUGUGUAUAGUUCAACUCCUCAUCUAAAAUGGAGAUGGCAUACUUUUAGAGCAUGACUCAAGUUUUAGUGAAACCUCUCAUGUCUCAAAGAAAGCUUAGGCUAUCUGUUACUGCACUCCAAGUGGACAGUAUGUUGGAGGAAGAUGGAAGCUUUCUAUUGUGUGGAAAUGGACCUGAAGUUGAUUUUGUCAUCCUUUUUUUAUGACCAGAUGUUGUAUGUUAGUCUGUUUAACCACAUUCUUUUUUAUCUGUUUAACAAUUAUGUUUUUUACACGUGUCAAGUGUUAUAAUUGUUUUCCUUUACUCCAUUCUGUAUGUCUAAACAUGUUUUGUGUGUUUAAUUUAGUUACAUCUGAGCAGUGACAGAGCUAUUUAUAGCUACCCCCUUGUCCUUUCAAACUGUUUAUAAGAUCUGACAACUUUUAUGCCUCCUAAUUAAUUGGGUCUAAGGGAUGAAACACUACUAUCAUUGUGAUAGACAUGUCACUGAACUUGACAGCGUCUGUCAGUAACUCACAAGUCAUUUAACUCCCACUUCCUUUCUUCUUUUCUAUUUAUAAACUCCUGACUGCCCUCUGCUGGGCUUUAGAAUAGUAAUUUUUCAUUAGCAGUGUGUCUGACAACACAACAGGAGAGCUAACAAGCCUGAUGCAUUUUGUUGUGCAACGGAAAGUGUUUUUUACCCACAAACAUUGUUUGUCUAUGAAAGAGUCAGACUGAAGUAUGUGUGGAAGUUUCCUCCUUAGCGUGCAGUAUGUGUAAAUCAUAUGAACACUUCGCUGCAUAUAAACACAUCUUUAAAAUACACUAACCCAUAGUUGACUGACGAGAGCAUAGUCUUCCCUUUUUGUUUUUGAAUGCAGUUGGUUAAAAAUACUUUAAUGAAAUUAUAUUUUUCUAAGUGUGUGUGUGUAACAUAUCUGUGAGAUGGAGAUGCCUUUUUAGCCUCAGUUCCUACCACUAUGUGGUCACUGGUGCAGCAGUGUUUCCAAAUCUGUAUCGCCAUACUAGUUAUCCCCCGCCACUUUAUUGCGCCACAGUUUUCCAGCUCUCAUCUGUUUUGGACAGCAAUUUGACCAGACAGGAAGCCAUAGGUUAGGCUUUGGCCUGGCUUUAGUUGCUCGCUCACUCUUAAGUACUGACUAAUAAAAACAUAGAUACGUGUAUGUACAAUGUAGUUUUUUUUAGUAUGACAUUGUUUUUUUUGUAACUGAAUUUGUGAUUUUCAUCACGCCUAUAAUUUUUACUCCUUACUCUACACACUAAGUACUCUACACUACUUACUGUAAAUGUCAGACAUUGGUUGCCUUGUAAAAACAGAGCUUCCUGGUGUUAGUAUAUCAUUUAUUUUUAAUUCACACUGUAAUAUUGCACCAUGCUUUGAGCCCUCAAAAAUACUUUCAAGAAUUUGUGCAUGUUGUGGCUAUAGAUGUGACUGUACAUUUCACGUGUCAAAUGUUUUCCCUUCCAUUUCAAUAGUGACUUAAUACACAUGUCCCUAAUCCA
This is a messenger RNA of Salvelinus namaycush (lake trout), 4889 nucleotides long. RefSeq names its product amyloid-beta A4 precursor protein-binding family B member 1-like. Lineage: Eukaryota; Metazoa; Chordata; Actinopteri; Salmoniformes; Salmonidae. The transcript has 14 exons. Gene Ontology annotation, molecular function: amyloid-beta binding; transcription factor binding. Gene Ontology annotation, cellular component: cytoplasm; nucleus. Bases 145 to 2367 code for a protein of 740 amino acids. Gene Ontology annotation, biological process: regulation of DNA-templated transcription. The record is from RefSeq and is a predicted model, not a curated record.